Mya arenaria is the source of this 2876-nucleotide messenger RNA. RefSeq names its product lactadherin-like. NCBI's taxonomy places the organism in Eukaryota, Metazoa, Mollusca, Bivalvia, Myida, Myidae. The record is from RefSeq and is a predicted model, not a curated record. The transcript has 8 exons. The coding region runs from base 101 to 1159 and encodes 352 amino acids.
UUGGCCGGUGUAAAGUAAAAUACUUAAAUAUAUACAUUCCCGGACAGAGGUCUUUCAGUAGUCAGAUAUUGCAGUAACGAAAAGGAAGAAGCUCGCAAUUAUGGAAAGGAUGAUUUUUAUUACGUUUGCAUUUUUCUUUCUUAUGAACAAUGCUUUUGGAAACACAGAUGACAUAAAUGACGGUAUUUGUGACAUAUCGUUGCUGAAUAUCGUGCCGGAUUCUCAGUUGACUGCCUCUUCCUCCUGGUCGGAAACCCAUGGACCGUGGCGUGCUAGGUUGAACUCUACUUACCAUAUAAGAGGUGGAGAACAAAUGCGAGGAUGUUGGGCGGCUGCAACAAAUGACCAAUUUCAAUACAUUGAGGUGGAGUUUGCUAAUAUCACUGAGGUUUUGGCUGUUGUGACCCGUGCAAGAGAUAAUUCCGACGGCUACAACCAAUAUGUGACAUCAUAUCGAGUACUGUACAGCAAGAAUUGCAUGAUAUACAAGACCGUUGAAAAUGAGGAUGGAAGUGAUGUAAUAUUUGUGGGUAACACCGAUACGACGAACAUUGUAACAAAUCGAUUUUCAACUCCGUUGGAGGCGAAAUGCAUUCGAAUCAAUCCUUUGUCUUGGUACGGUCACGUGUCAUUGCGAUUUGACCUAGUUGGUUGUCCAGGUACGUGUGUAAGCCAACUUCUCAGCACAGUGCAAGAUUUUCAGUUGACUGCCUCUUCCUCCUGGUCGGAAACCCAUGGACCGUGGCGUGCUAGGCUUAACUCUACAUACCACAUUGCAGAUGGAGAAAUGAUUCGAGGAUGCUGGGCGGCUGAAACAAAUGACAAACAUCAAUACAUUCAGGUCGAAUUGAAUGAGAUAAGUGACGUGCGAGGAAUUGUGACAAAAGCGAGGGAUAACGCAGAUGGUUACGACCAGUAUGUCACUUCAUAUGGAGUGUCUUACAGCAUGGACUGUGUAAUUUGGCGCACUAUUGAUAACUUUGACGGAAUAGACACGAUAUUUGUUGGCAAUACAGACACUGAAAACUACAAGACAAAUUGGUUAACCUCAACUCUGAUUGCGAAAUGUGUUAGGAUCAAUCCGUUAUCUUGGUACGGUCACGUGUCUUUGCGUUUUGAUUUGCUUGGAUGCUCAGCUCGCAGAUGUUCGUUCCAGUAGAUAUUUCCGGGAAUUAUUUCGAAGACUUAGAGCUGAUAUGAUAUGUAAAAGUGAAUUUAACAUUUGACAGAUUUUCUGAAAAUUGUGAAUAGUACUUAAGACUACAAACAGCACAAUAAACAUUGUCUUUUAUACCGGCCUGGACAAGCUAUACUAGAAUGUUACUAUUUGUGUAAAAAUGCAUUCAAUCAUAAAACUUGGAGAUAGCUCAAUACAAACAAAUUGUUUAUAACGUUUUAUAACACGAUGUCAUAAGACAAAAUAACGUAGCAUAGCAUAACAUAACAUGCAAUAACAUAGCGUAACAUAGCAUAACAUUGCAUAACUUAACAUGGUAAAGGAUAACACAUUAUUUGAUAACAUAGCGUAACAUAGCAUAACUUAGUAUAAAUAAAAAAAUCAUUACAAAGCGUAAGAUAGCAAAACAUAACAUAGCAACCCACAACAAAACAUCAAAUAUUUAUAAAAGAAUAAAAUAAUGGAACCAAACAAAGUGAUACAUAACAAUUCAUAAUUAUUAAUAAUAAUAUUAACCUCGAUGAAAAUGAAUUGAUGAAUCAUAUAAACAUUGCUAAUUGAUAUAUCUUCUUAAAGUAUCAUUGGUUUAUGACGGAAAAACUUCUAAAACAGGCUUUCAGAUAUUAUAAAUUAAGGAAUACUUUCUCAAAAUUUGUUAAUGGUCAAUAUAAACUCAUAUCAAAGCAUAAUAGUAGGCUUAAAUCGCUGAUUGCUUAUAGUAUUGCUCAUCCCGAUGUUUAUGGUGAUGUUUUAAACAAAAUUCGUAAAAUUAAAAUGUUUCCAGCAGGUUGUUGGGCAGAGAGACUUAAUGAAUAACUUGGAUUUUAUUUAAACCGUGGAUAUAAAGGCAAUAUUUUGAAAAGCACUUGCCUUCUAGUUUUUGAAGAUGAAUUUCUGAAACAAAAUAUAGGGUUGAAUAAAGCAUCCUUACAUAACUAAGCUUUCAGUGCUUUGAUUUUAUGAAGACUUUGCUUAUUUUUGUUAUCUUUAAAACCUUUUUUGGCGAAGACGUUUUUUGCUGAUUCGGAGUGUUUUAGCAUGUGACUUCAUUUUCUUCAAAUAGUUUACAUUUUCAAAUCAUUUGGAAGGAAAGAUUAGCUAAUACAUGUCACUUUUAUUUUUAAUAAUGUUUUCUUUAUUUGUUCCCAGUUUUAGUACAAUGAUGUUUUUUAUUAUGAAACUCUAUGAUCACACAGUUUUAAACCUUUUAUAAGGCAGACUGUGUGUUAUGUUUAUAGUUUCAAAUAAUGACUGCAUCGUAUCUUUGAAAGGUUUUUGCAUUAGGUGCUCUGAAUUGUAUUCCUCCCUCUGCAGAUAGAGUUGUGAUCUCUAAUCAUAGAAGUACUUGGGGUUUACCUAUAAGUUUAUUAUUAUUUGUUUUAUUAUUAAGUUUCCUCAAGUUAAUGCAUACUUUGAUAAGAUUUACCUUUUGCGUUUUAUCUUAAUUUAGGAAUGUUGGGAAAAGAGUGAGGUUUGUGCGCAUAAACUGGUUUAAACCCCCAGUAAAUUACAUUCUACUGACCGUUCCAAGGCGUUACAAUCAUCGAUAAACAUACCUAGUUUUAUAUAUAUAGUAUGUAUGCACUGUACUGUUUGUGGAGUUUUGUGAUGUUCUUCCAUGUUUCUUGUUUGUGAUUUUAUGUUCUAUAUCUUUGGCGUUUGCCCGUUCCCAUUAAACCUUGUUUGUGUUUAAACUGUU